GACUCGGGAGUCACCGGGUGCACCACAGCACUGUGAGCUAUUCUUUGCUAAUAUUGGCUCCGCCUCUCUGUUUACAUGACGUCAGCGGAAACGGCUUCCGGUGUCAACAUCAUGGCGCACUAGUCUCUGCUGCUGAAAGAUGAAGGUGAUCCAACACACUGCAGAGGAACUCCGCACGGCUUUGGUCUCUAAUUCUAAGGAUUUAGCCAAAAUUUACAGUAAAUACACAAAGGAAGAAAGGUGUCUUCUGGAGGAAGGAUUCCACUCAGGGCAGCCGGGUUCCCUUUUCCAACCCAUCACUGUACACUCUGACUCAGACUGGAUCUCUGCUCAUCCUGAGGAGCCUCAAGAUUUUGAGAGUUUCUACAGAGACUCUUAUCGAAGGACGCCUGAUGCAAGUCACAAUACUAUUUAUAUUCAAACAAUAGGUUCAUUUGGAGAAGUGGGGGCUCUGACAGACCAGUAUGUGGAGUGGCUCAGAGAUUACUGCCAGGCCUUCUUCUACGGGCUUUCUGUCAAAUUGCUGCCAGCAGUCACUGUGUCUGAAACAGGAUGCUCUUUCAGGGUUAACAGUAACUCAAAUAACCUUCAGAUCCUCACUGGUGACCUGCUACGAUUUCUGGGAAACAAGAAACCAAAAGAUGCGUUUUGUAUUGUUGGAAUCACAAUGAUUGACCUCUACCCCGAAGACUCCUGGAACUUUGUUUUUGGACAGGCUUCUCUCAGUAUGGGAAUGGGAGUUUUCAGUUUUGCCAGAUAUGAUGACAACUUCUACACCAGAGGUUAUGCUGGGAGGCUGAAGAAACGGAUCCAGCCAAGGCGGGGGGACUAUUCUGUGUUUGAGGGGUAUUACACUCCCCCCAUCACCAGCACUCUGCUGCUUCGAUCCUGCAAGACCAUGACCCAUGAGAUUGGUCAUAUGUUUGGAAUCGGGCAUUGCCAGUGGUUGAAUUGCGUCAUGCAGGGCUCCAACCACCUUGAGGAGUCUGAUCGCAGGCCAUUGGAUUUCUGUCCCAUCUGCCUCCGCAAAAUACACGUCUCAGUCGGCUUCAAAAUAGCGGAAAGAUACAAGGCCUUAUUGCAUUGGAUGGAGGAGGAUCGGAGCCAAACAUCAGGACCAGAGACGGCCUCUCAUCCUGCAACAUGCUUUCCUAAACCCACUGAAGCCUUUCACACAUCCCAACAGUGGCUCCGCAGGUGUUUGGACAGACUGGAAACUGGAAACAGGUGAACUGUAGUACUUGGCCACGACUCUGAAUAAUGGAACAGAUGCAGAUAUCAAAAAUUACAUGAAGCUCAUAAUCAGAAAUGUCAUAUAUUUUGUUUCUGUUGCCGUUUGCUGAGCAGAAUCUUGUUUAAAAGUGACUACUGGAUCUACUCAUAGUGUUUGGUUUGAGGUCUUGCCUGUCUGCAGUAAAAACAAUUACAUAUUUAAUUGUAUUGAUUAAAACAUGGUGACAUGGUGACACUGGGAAUCUGUUUUCCCAUGAAGUUAAAAAUGGUUGAAGUUUUAAUGGUAAAUCUGUGUUGUCGGGUCUUAACCUUAAUAUUUACCCUUGUUAGCUAAAUUCGUAAUGUUUGUUUUUUCUACUAGAAAGCACUUUAGUCCAAUGUCUGCUAUUUUAAAUUCGCUAUAUAAAUAACAGUAACAUUCAGUUUAAUAUAGAUAAUAUAGAAUAUUAUUUUUGGUUGAGGUGUAGAGCUGGGACAGGAUCAUAUCAUCUGAUAGUGACUUUUAUUUUUCUGUUGCUGUUUCUGAGUUCUGAGGUUAUGAUGGUUUGACAAAUACGUGAGCACUAAAUGGCUCUAAAAAUAAACUUAAAAAAAGAAGUUACACAUAAUUCAGUAUUUAAUUGUUGCUUUACUGUAAUUCAACACAUUUUCAUUACAAAAAUAGUUUGAGUCUGACAUCCCAUAGUACAUACCAGUGCACUGUCAACUUGAAAACAGUGUGAUUAAAAAUGAACACUUUCAAUCGCA
Amphiprion ocellaris (clown anemonefish) is the source of this 1980-nucleotide messenger RNA. RefSeq names its product archaemetzincin-2 (gene amz2). The record is from RefSeq and is a predicted model, not a curated record. The transcript has 7 exons. Gene Ontology annotation, biological process: proteolysis. Gene Ontology annotation, molecular function: metallopeptidase activity. Lineage: Eukaryota; Metazoa; Chordata; Actinopteri; Pomacentridae. The coding region runs from base 140 to 1231 and encodes 363 amino acids.